Molecule: messenger RNA, 980 nt
Organism: Moneuplotes crassus
Lineage: Eukaryota; Ciliophora; Spirotrichea; Euplotida; Euplotidae
Source: the annotation of a GenBank genome assembly
GAACCAAAGAUGCACAACAUUAAAUUUCCAUUAAAAAGACUCACCAGAUUCUUUUGUCCAACUUGACACUUCAAAUUUCCACUCUAUCCUAGCCUCAUCAAACUCAACUCAUCAAAACAAUUUUCAACCUCUCCAAAAGUCCAAAGAUCAAAAAAUGCUUCUGAACCCACAAAACCCACUCUAAAAGAUCUGCGAGCACUUUCAAACUCACUUACAAUAAAUCGUCCUUGUUCUCCUGCUACCACAUCAGCAAUCCCUAAAGAUGCUAUACUAAAACAACUACCAAAAUAUCUCAGAUCUGCUAUUCCCAACCAAAACUUGUUUGAGAGACAAGAAUCACUUUCCAUAAUCUUUGAAAUACUAAACAAAUGGAAUUACACGACUGGUGGAACAGCCUGGAUUCUCAGCUUAUGAGAAACAAUCUCCACGAUACACCACUUGACCCAACAAGACCUCCUUCGCCCAAAAGACCUCUCAGACUUCCUCCGUCUCCUCCACCACUCCACAACUCCCUUCAACCCACACCAAUUUUCCCACUUAUAACCCCAGCCACUCUCCUCCUCCUCAUCUCCCGUCUUCUCAAAAUCUCCACCAUAAGCCCCUUAUCUCAGACUGACUUUAACCAGCUACUAACUUCCUUCUGCACAAGUGCCUAUUCCUGUGCGCCAGUUGGCGAGCCAACUGGCGCCCAAGCAGGAAGUCUCACUUUUGUGUAUGGAGUUCAGGAGAUAGCGAAGGUCGUGGGACAAGGGAGUGGGGUGGUCAGUGAGGAACAACUGAGAGAGAUAGUGAGUGUUUUUGGGAUUAAUGGGUUUUAUAAGCCACAUAAGAGGAGAGAUGGCAGUUUGAGCUAUUUUAAGAGGGAUAGGUUUGUAGAGAGUGUUGAGAGGAUUUUGGAGAAGGGAGAGUAUGAUGCGGAAGAGGAGAUUAGAGAGUAUUUGAAGGAGUUAAAGGAAAUUGAGUAGUUUUAGUGGUAAGGU